CAAAAGCAAAAACGGGAAGACCUGCUUGGGUCCAUGGAGUCCAUGACUUAUGUCGGCCCUUGUGUCAUCUGGAGCUUGGGCAACCAAACUUGGUCUGUCCCAGCCACGCUGGGCGCCCGCGCGGGCAAAGCUACGCCUUGGAGCCAAGUCAGCGAAGGCAGAUGUGGUUGCUGCGCCAAUGUCGAUCCCAAUCUCAUUCGCUUUGUGGCCUCUAACUCGCCGUAGUCCACGAAAGACACCAAAGAAGCGUCAACGUGAGAAGCCUCAUCGAGCAAAGGAACUCGUUAAGCCACAAGGGCCGAAGCUGCCUAUGGAGUUGAAGACCAGAACACCACGCAAGUCGAAAAGAAAGGGCGAGUCCUUCAUGAAAGAGACCGACUUGGAUGCACCGCUGAAAGCAGCGGCUAGCAAGUGUCCUGCACAGGCAGAGCUCCAAAGUCGAGCCAAGAUCUUGGAGAAAAUGUCCAACACCAAGAGGACAUGGAAAUGGACAGCAGGGCCCUACCCAGCAACGCGAGAGGACUGUCCCAAUCCUGAUAAUCCAGACGGAUCUGAUGAAAGCAUUGCCAGGCUGGCGCAUGGGCUACAGAGUGUGGUGAUGCUGCGUGGGAGGCUUGUGUCCGUGCGACAACUUCCGCUUGAGAAGCAGAAAGAAGUAAGCUGCAUUGCACAGCCCGAGGAUAUCAACUGGGAUGCCUUGCCACCCUUCGUGCCUGCGCAUAAAGACCGACAGUUGGAAGAGUUGGCCAGGAAGAAUGGCUGCAGAUUCUUCACGAGCACCUCAUCUCUCACAGGGCUUCUGUCGCGGUGCUACUUUGUCAUCACUCGUCAUCGAGGCUUUGAUCCCCUUGGUCUUGGUGAUUACUUUGCCAAAAGGUACCUGACCUUCAGCCCCAGCACCAGGUGGCCAACAGUCGUCUACUUGCGUCGCAACGAUGCUGGGGAUGCCUGGUCCGUGACAGCAGGUGAUGAUGGUGAUGAGGAAAACGUCCUUGCUGAUUAUGGUUUGUCCAUGGAGCACCAGUUGACAACUCCGAAGCCUGAAUUUGAAGCGCGCUUUGUGAAAGCCAAGAACACAACCGAAACAAAGCCAGACCUGGAGCAAGAACGUCGCGCAUACAGAUUUUGGAAGGUUGGACGAACAAUGAUACGCUCGCAGCUGGAUGCUGUCCACGAGGGCCAAGUCUUUGACUUGAAGACACGCGCGGUGUAUGCGAUCAGGCACAAUGUCGAGGAUUACAGAAACAAGCGGGCUUACCGCAUCAAGCACAUUCGCGGCGCCAAGAAUAGCUUUGAGCUGGAAAUCUAUGAGAUGAUGCGAAAUGCCUUUAUGAAGUAUGGCUUCCAAGCCAAAAUUGGUCGAAUGGACGGCAUUUUCGUAGCCUAUCACAACACCUUGGAGAUUUUUGGCUUCCAAUAUAUUCCGCUGGAUGACAUGGAGCGCUGCAUCUACGGCAGCAGGACUGCUGCCGAUGUAGCCUUUGACCUCAGCGUUCAGAUGCUGGAGCAGAUCUUCCAAAUUUUAGCACAGGAUCCAGCGCUGGCCGCCACUGGAACCAUCAAAGUGCAAAUGAGCACUGAAGACGGCGCCAACAGUGGCCGUGGAAAUGUGUUGGACAUUUCAGCUGCAUCUGUUCUGAAAGAAGGCAAUGGCCGCGAACUCGAUGAACUUGAUAGAGCCAGCGGCCUGAGACAAGUUGACAGACGUUUUCCUUUGAAGUGCACAAGUGUUGAUGACAUGGACUCGACUCCAAAGUUUGACUUUGUUCAUGACCACAACAGACAUUCUACGUAGAUUCGCAGAGGUAGUCUUGACAUGUCUUGACAUUCACAAGGGACUCCAUCCACAUGAGCCACAAGGGAACUGCUCAAAGAGUAUGUUAUGGCGCCCAUGGCAAGCCGACAGUCGGAGGAAACUCAAACUCAUGCAGGCACAGGCGAAUGAAAAAGUGCUACAAAAUCAUUUGCUUAGCACCGCUGAAAGUAGAGCAUGCCCUCCCAUUUGCAUGAAGCAAGAAGACAAGCUGUGGAAUCUGGGACCCAACCGGGACCUCACCUGCUGGGGCUCCAGCACCGCAGAACUCACAAGGGAUUGGGGCACUCGGGCCAGAUCCCCAAUCAACGCAGCACUCAGAUGUCGCAGACCAAGAUCUUCCACGACUCAAGUUGGUGGCCAGCUCCCAUUGUGGCAGAACAUUACUCCUAGUAGCGUUCUUGCUCCUAGUAGUAAGGCCAGGAGCCCCUAGUAGCAUCCUUAAUCCAGUAGCGAUGCCAGGAGCCCCUGGUAGCGUCCUUGCUACCAAAAAAGACUUCCCAAUCAGCAAUGCUGGUUCUCAUGGUAGGGAGCCCUUCGCAGGACCGCAGGGACCAGGGACACAGGUAGCGAACAGUUCAGCGAGAGUGUUGGAAUUAUUGUCCUGCCUUUCUCUAUCGCUUUUCAAAGGCCAUUCAGAGAAACGUAAGUGCUCGAUAUUACCUGCAGCUGCUCCACCCUUGGAUCGAGGUUCACCACUUUCGUGUCAGAGCGGAGACCUUCCAUAGCGAUAGGAGACCUCGCAGUUCUUGGGAGGAAUUGCGACAAGGGGACUAUGUUGACCUCACGAUGAGCGAGUUGUACUUGACAAACAAGCCUGUAGCAGAGCUGCCUCCAAAGGACACCCCAAGCAGCCAGCGCAGCCAGAUUGCC
Messenger RNA from Durusdinium trenchii, 2686 nucleotides. The record is from the annotation of a GenBank genome assembly. NCBI's taxonomy places the organism in Eukaryota, Dinophyceae, Suessiales, Symbiodiniaceae.